Molecule: messenger RNA, 4051 nt
Organism: Cyprinus carpio (common carp)
Lineage: Eukaryota; Metazoa; Chordata; Actinopteri; Cypriniformes; Cyprinidae
Biological process (GO): nuclear migration
Cellular component (GO): cytoplasm; meiotic nuclear membrane microtubule tethering complex; nuclear outer membrane
Molecular function (GO): actin filament binding
Source: RefSeq, a predicted model, not a curated record
AACGAGAGAGAGAGAAAGUCCCGUCCUCAGAGUAUCGGAGGUUGCGAGGGCGUGCACAGAGAAUCCUGCAAACAUUAACCAGGUGGUUUUUCCUCGCACAUUUUCCUCCUCCAAUCUGCGCUGGAGAGACUUCCCUGUGCGUCACGAGGAAUCAAAGUAACUUUACUGGAGCAAUGCGGGAGCCGAACACCAGCAUCUCUUCGGAUCUAGACCCCUGAAACCCCCACGAACUCCACUCAUGGCCACCGCCUGGCCACCCGCCUCAGAGAGCACUUUAUAAGAAACAAAUCGACCGACAUCACGGGACGGGAGCUUCAUAAAACGAGCGACGCUCUGUUUGAUCCAGAUGGCGGGACACGAAUGGGAUGAUUGGUUUGAACGGGAGGAAUUGAUCGGGCAGAUCAGCGACAUCCGAGUGCAGAAUCUGCAAGUUGAGAGGGAGGUGGUGCAGAAGAGAACAUUCACCAGAUGGAUGAAUCUACAUCUAGAGAAAUGCAACCCUCGUCUGGAGGUGCGGGAUCUGUUUCGUGAUAUCCAGGAUGGGAAGAUUCUGAUGGCUCUACUUGAAGAACUCUCAGGAUGCAAAUUGCUACAUGGCUUUAAGCCAUCCUCACAUCGUAUUUUUAGGCUCAAUAACAUCGCCAAAGUAUUGACAUUUCUGGAAGAAAGAAACGUGAAAUUAGUCAGCAUCGAUGCAGCAGAUGUCGCAGAUGGCAACCCAUCCAUAGUUCUUGGACUUAUCUGGAACAUCAUACUCUUUUUCCAGAUCAAGGAACUCACGGGGAACAUUAAGAGUCAGUUCCCUUCCUCCUCCAGCCUGUCAUCCAUACCCACCAGCUCAGAUUCAGACACUUCCCACUCCAGCUCACCCUCAGAUGAGAGAAAGCCCACCAUUGCUCCAAGAGGUCAUGGAAGGGUGAUCAAGACCCUCCUGCAAUGGGUCCAGAGACGUACUAGAAAAUAUGGAGUUGCUGUGCAGGACUUUGGAAAGAGCUGGACUAGUGGUCUGGCUUUCCUUGCUGUGAUUAAGUCCAUUGACACUAGUUUGGUGGAUAUGAGGAGGGCUCUGCUCCGAACGCCAAGAGAGAACAUUGAAGAAGCCUUCAGAACAGCACACUACAGUCUUGGCAUCCCAAGACUCCUUGAACCUGAGGAUGUGAUGUUAAAUCCUCCUGAUGAACAGUCCAUAAUGACCUAUGUGUCCCAGUUUUUGGAGCACUUUACUGGAAUUGAAGAGGAUGACACGUCAGAUAUUCUGGAGCGAAAUAAAGCCAGUGCUCGAAUGAAUGAACCUCCUGUUCGGAAUGGAGUACAGAGGAAACGGGAGUCUUAUAUGGUCAAAAGAGACGUGGUUCAGCCGCCACCCAAGAUCUUUAUCUCCUCAGUGUCUGAAGAUUGUGAGCAGAUCACCUCUCCAGUCUCUUCACACAGCCCUGAGGACAGACCUUGGACGAGUGAAGAGUCGUCAGUGGGUUCAAGUCCCAGUCCUGCAAAUGAUAAGCCAUUCUUGGACUUGAACUCAGACGUGUCCACCACUAGCUCUCCACAACCUUCGUUCUCGGAUUCUGCUGUCAACUCGCCAGACUCAUGGAGCGAGAUGCUUAGCGAGACUACUAACCCUCACCGGAUCAAUGAGGAUCCAAUAAACGAGAGCAGUACUGCUGGUACUGUUGAAGUGACCUCAGAUUUAGUGUCACCAUUUUCACCAGAGAGCACACCGGAGAAUCAUUUGGACCGUGAGCUUUUCAUAGAUGAGGGCAACUAUUCGCUCAGCUCCAUGGAUAGUUUACCUGCCAAAUCCACUGCGCUGUCUGAUGAGGACGAUGCUUACAAAUACAUCUUAGAUCUGAAAGAAGAACAAUCUGCUAAUCAUUUGCCCAGUGACGACAUGAGGAAUAAAUCAGAUACACAAUGUUUAGAACAAACCGAAACCAAUCCUUUGGAACACCAGGAACAAGUCAAGCCAUCAUCUGAUGAUUCUUCGUGUUUGGAAAGUGACUCAGGAUACUUUCAGGAUAAUAAGGAAGCCAUGCCAGCUCAACCUGAGGAUGAUAGUCUACUCACUUCCACUGGUGAUGAAGAAGUGAGUAGAGUUCUGGAAUCUGAACCUUUUCAGGACAAUGUUGAGUCUUCCAAUAAAGAAGCCGUGCAGAGGGACACUGUCGAAUUGACGGAUGGACCUGAGGAGAAGCCUUUCAUAUUUGAGGAUGACAGUGAGCCCGAAUGUCCAGUUCUACAGUACGAGAGGGUUUCUAUAUCAGGAAGUGAGGAGGAUAUUAAACUGUGCGCUGAUCUGUCUGAAGAACCAACAGAGGAACCAGGCAAAAACCUUCCGAAUGGUCAUUCUGAAACCAACGAGAACAGUGACCUCCAUGAUGGGGAACAGGAAGCUGUCUUGGAAAGUGAGGUGAGGGACGUGGUAUUUGAGGAGCCAGAAGAACCUGUCUUGAAUUGGAGUCAAACAGAAGUUGAUGUUUCUGAUAAGGAUCAAGUGUGUUAUAUGUGUGGAGGGCCAGUGGCGAAGAGCUCGGCUGAAUCAAGCGAACAAGGUGACGAUAGUCAGUCCCAUUUAAACUCAACUGAGAAGGACUGUAAUUCAGACUCAAGACAUUUCAGUGAAUCAGAAGCAGGUGGAAACUUUGAAACCAAUCCAAGGGAAAAGAACAAUGAAUUAACCGGAACUGUAAGUGAUCUCAAGAGUGGGUCAAGAGAGAGUAAAGGUAUUCAUGAAGAUCUGCUUAUUAUUGGUAAUAGUGACUUGGAAAGUGGGUCAGACGACAUAAGGAGGAUGGAGUUUUCUCACAGUACAAAUGGUGAAAGCCAGGCUCAGGUUUCAGACAAUACGCAGCCUGGAGGGGCCAAGGAUAACAGACCUGUAUCAGUAGUGGACUCCCACUAUAGUGUUCUGAAUUCAGUCACUGAGGCCUUUGUGGAGCCUCUUUAUGAUGCUAACAUCCAUGAUGGAGAAAACAACUCUACACCGUCCCAAAGCCCGCACAGACAGCGUCCAGAAGUGUCCAGCGCUGAACUACCAAAUGAAGAGGAAAGCACCUUCGAGAACUCAAAGUUUAUUAUUGGGGUCCGUGGGUACCCUGAAAGACAUCCCGCAGAGUUACGCUUGUCCCUCAGCAUGACUCCGCUUCAGCCAGCACCUCCUAAGCGCUCACUUACUGAAUCGGAUACAGACACCGAAGAUGCUUCAGAGGACCACAGCAAGGGAUUUAAGUCGAGAAAGGACAGAGCGGGAUCCAUGCAUAUCCAGGAGCAAAGCCCGUUUGACAGGCACCCGGGAGAAUGGGGCGCGGUGGAGCCUGAUUCACCAGCUGAGCAUUGUGAGCUCAUUAAGACAGAUGACGACCUGACCAGCGCUGGUGCCAGAGAAAACACUGGGGCUCUGAGGGAAGGAGCUGUGACGGAUGCAAGCCAACCUUUGACUAUACACUUGAGAAAGGUCAUUGACACCACUGAAUCAAAGGGACAAAAUGGGAAGGCCUUAGACCGCAGCAAAGUGGACAGUACCAUCAUAAAUAAAAGCUCGGAGAGCAAGAUUGCUGCAAGUUCAGAAAGCACAUCCUUGUAUGACCUUGUCUACAUCCUUUUGGCUGCUUGGCUAUUUGUGUACUGCCUUCUUGUCCUGCCUCAGAUUGACUCAAGAACGCUUCCUAAACUCCUCUUCAACAUAGAUGAAUGACUGCAAUAUUAACAUACAAGACAAUCAUUGCUCACAUACAACUCUGAUCACGUCCUUCUAGUUAAGGAAUAAUUCACCUGAAAAUUAAAGUACAGACAUUCUGAUAAAGAUUUCCUUUUAUGUUCAAGUGAACAUACACGAGGGUGAGUAAAUGAUGACAGAAUGUAUUUAUUUGUUUGAGUAUUUCUGAGUGAACUAUCCCUUUAACAUGAACCAGGACCUCUGACCCAGAUCUUUAAGGAAUAAAUAAAAAAGUUUGGAAAAUCGGCAAUGGUGAUCAGCUUAGUUGCAUUUAUAGUUCCUUUCACAUCUGCACCCAAAGACAAAGUGUUUUUUCUCUUUUGGUUGACGUGGGGUUUU